AUGACAUCAGUCUUCACUGUGAUCAAGGCUGUCACGUGGGCCCAGAUUGCCCUGUUGUCCAGCGCCAAAGUGCAACAAGCGCUGUCGGCUCUGGCGCGUGUUUCCGAUCGCUGUUUGGUCCGCCCACUGGUUCCCAGUGCACACGCUAAGCGCUUAGCGAGACGGGGGCGAGACCUCUGUUCUUUCCCAAAUCCUAGAUUCAACUUCACCUCCCCUACGGAGCACGUCUGCUUAUCGUCGAUCGAGGUGCCGAACACGCCCCCUUCUCUCGCUCCCUUUCAAUCGCAGCGCAACCUCAUCCCUUUCCACCUGCUUCAGUGCUUCAUCAAGAGGGUUUCGACUACUUUGCGACUUUUCUGGCGAGCGACGAGCGAGUUUUCGGAGAUACCCAUCGGGCGGAUGUGCGAAUGGUGA
Messenger RNA from Colletotrichum truncatum, 414 nucleotides. Lineage: Eukaryota; Fungi; Ascomycota; Sordariomycetes; Glomerellales; Glomerellaceae. The record is from RefSeq and is a predicted model, not a curated record.